Molecule: messenger RNA, 1236 nt
Organism: Leopardus geoffroyi (Geoffroy's cat)
Lineage: Eukaryota; Metazoa; Chordata; Mammalia; Carnivora; Felidae
Gene: RPL26L1
Product: ribosomal protein L26 like 1
Exons: 9
Coding region: 37-474 (145 amino acids)
Biological process (GO): ribosomal large subunit biogenesis; cytoplasmic translation
Cellular component (GO): ribosome; cytosolic large ribosomal subunit
Molecular function (GO): structural constituent of ribosome; RNA binding
Source: RefSeq, a predicted model, not a curated record
UCCUCCGAUCUGCCUAACUGGUGCAAGACGGCCAGCAUGAAGUUCAACCCCUUCGUGACCUCAGACCGCAGCAAAAACCGCAAACGCCACUUCAAUGCCCCCUCGCACGUGCGCAGGAAGAUCAUGUCUUCCCCGCUCUCCAAGGAGCUGCGGCAGAAGUACAACGUCCGCUCCAUGCCCAUCCGCAAGGACGACGAGGUCCAGGUGGUUCGAGGACACUACAAAGGUCAGCAAAUAGGCAAGGUAGUCCAGGUGUACAGAAAAAAAUAUGUCAUCUACAUCGAGCGAGUGCAGCGUGAGAAGGCUAAUGGUACAACUGUUCAUGUGGGCAUUCACCCCAGCAAGGUAGUUAUCACCAGGCUAAAACUGGACAAAGACCGGAAAAAAAUUCUUGAACGCAAAGCCAAAUCUCGACAAGUUGGAAAAGAGAAGGGCAAAUAUAAGGAAGAACUUAUUGAGAAAAUGCAGGAGUGAAUAUAACCUGUUAUACAACCACAGUUUAACUGUAUAUUUUUAGUCUGGAGUCGGUCUUGGCUUGUCAGCAACCCGUUCACGACAAAUGACGGACCAGAGCUUUGAGAGCUGUCAUUCCCACCACCACCAGCCCCCCACGGGCAACCAGAUCAUGCCAGAAUGCUUGUAUUGAGCCAUGUGAGUAAUAGUGCCUGGUGAAGAGCAGGAGCUCAGCAUCACAUAGUUAUCAUCACCAUGCUGGUAACCUGUUCAGUUUGCUGCUAUCUCUUGUCACGAAGAGAAUUCCUCUAGAUGCAAAAUCAACUCCAAACCCAGAACACCUCUGACUCGCCUGUGUUGGCCAUCAGCUGCCUUAAACAUUCACACCACGUUUGAAUAUCUCCUUCUACAAUGCAGUAUUUUCUCCUGUCACCUUUUUUACAUUUUGAUGAAUUAUGUGCCUACUUAACCUAAACUGUGCUGGCUCUGUAAAAUGUCUAUGCACUCUUCUGAGAUAGGAGGCGCUGUACUUCUGAGAAACAUGCUGCUCUCUCCUUGGAGCCUGUGCAUUUGGAGACCACUCCUGCCUGGUCACAACAUGGGAAUCUGCGAAGUGUUUAAAAACUGUCGCAAGACCGGUAGAGUCAAGUGGGGCAGUCCGUAGGAGAGCACGUUCAGAGGGAAUAUCUGUGCUAACAGAAUUACACCAAAGUAUAUUUUCAGGACGACUUUCUUAUUUCUGCCAUCUAUUGGAAUAAAUUAUUUUUCUGCUUUCUGUGGAAA